This is a messenger RNA of Brugia malayi, 1296 nucleotides long. RefSeq lists its product as uncharacterized. Bases 1 to 1296 code for a protein of 431 amino acids. Gene Ontology annotation, molecular function: peptidyl-prolyl cis-trans isomerase activity; RNA binding. The transcript is spliced from 13 exons. The record is from RefSeq and is a predicted model, not a curated record. Gene Ontology annotation, cellular component: nucleus. Lineage: Eukaryota; Metazoa; Nematoda; Chromadorea; Rhabditida; Onchocercidae. Gene Ontology annotation, biological process: protein peptidyl-prolyl isomerization.
AUGGCAGUACUAGUUGAAACGACGGUUGGUGAUAUUGUCAUCGAUUUGUUCGUGAAAGAACGCCCGAGAUGUUGCCUCAAUUUUCUGAAGUUGUGUAAAUUGAAAUACUAUAAUUUUUGCCAAUUUCAUGCGAUUGAGCAAAAUUAUAUCGUUCAAACAGGAGAUCCAACUGGUACAGGAAAUGGCGGAGAAUCGGUAUUUACCUAUUUGUAUGGUGAUCAAGCGCGUUAUUUCGAGCCAGAACUUGUUCCUAAAUUACGUCAUACCAGAAUUGGUAUUGUAUCGAUGGUUAAUAAUGGUGCUAACAUGCUUGGCAGUCAAUUUUUUAUUACCUUAGGUGACAAUUUAGAUUAUUUGGAUGAGAAGCAUACUAUUUUUGGACAAGUAACCGAAGGACUAGAUACAUUAGAAAAGUUGAAUCAGGAAAUAUGUGAUGAGCAAAAUAGGCCAUUUCGGGAUAUACGCAUAGCUCAUACUGUUAUAUUAGAUGAUCCUUUUGACGAUCCUAAGCAACUUCACUUUCCGAGUAGAUCGCCAUCCCCGACAAUUAAUCUUUUAAAUGUUUCUCAAAUUGCUUUGGAUCAGUUAUUAAAUGAGGAAGAAGGUAAAACUGAAGAAGAAAUACAAAAAGAAAUUGAAGCCAAAGAUAUGGCUGCUCAGGCACAAAUUCUGGAAAUGGUAGGCGAUUUGCAUUACGCAGAUGAGAAGCCACCUGAUAAUGUUUUGUUCGUGUGCAAGUUGAAUCCAGUUACGACGGAUGAAGAUCUCGAAAUUAUUUUUUCUCGAUUUGGCAAAAUAAAAUGCUGUGAAGUCAUUCGUGAUAGGAAAACGGGUGCUUCACUGCAGUAUGCUUUCAUUGAAUUUGAAGAGGUCCAAAGUUGCGAAAAUGCUUACUUCAAAAUGGAUAACGUGCUGAUUGAUGAUAGGCGGAUACAUGUUGAUUUUUCCCAAUCAGUUGCCAAGAAUUACCAGUGGAAAAGAAAGGACGGAUCGGAAAAACGAGUAAACAAUUCCGAUGUUGCAGAGAAAUCAGACAUCGAGCAUAAAAAGCUAAAGAUGGAGAAGUAUAGUGAGAAAGAGAAGAAAACUCGAUCAAGUGAUAAAAUGAUAAAUCAACGUUCAAGAAGACGCUCAAGCUCGCCGGAUUACAAGAAAUAUGCACGAUCUUAUCGGAAUGAACGACCAAUAAGCCGUAAAAGACAUUCACAGCAACGUUCGAGAAGUCGUGAAACUCGUGCGCAUCAACGAUCAAGAAGCCGUGAAACACGUGCACAUCAUCGAUCAUACCGACAUUGA